Molecule: messenger RNA, 564 nt
Organism: Trichoderma aggressivum f. europaeum
Lineage: Eukaryota; Fungi; Ascomycota; Sordariomycetes; Hypocreales; Hypocreaceae
Exons: 5
Coding region: 1-564 (187 amino acids)
Biological process (GO): proton motive force-driven ATP synthesis
Molecular function (GO): proton-transporting ATP synthase activity, rotational mechanism
Source: RefSeq, a predicted model, not a curated record
AUGAGCUUUGUCACUCGCCGAGCGCUUUCCACGCUCAUUCCCCCCAAGAUUGCCUCCCCCAAGGCAAUCGGUGCUGCUCCUGACGCUCUGCGUAUGCAGCGUGUCGUCAGCUUCUACGAGAAGCUUCCCCGGGGUGCCGCCCCCGAGAUCAAGGGCAAGGGUCUUCUCGGACGCUACCAGGCCAAGUACUUUGGCAAGAACGCCUCUGCUACACCUAUCGUUCACGCCCUGCUCUUCCUGAUCGGCAUCGGUUACGCUCAAAACUACUACUUCCACCUGCCUUCGAAAAUCAGUCGCUUCCACCUCACCAUCACGACUGCAGAACAUCGCAGCCUUUCCUCUGCCAAUCCCGACGACCAGACAGACCGACUCCUUCCACCGGUACCGACCCGCAUUGCGAGGCCCUGGAAGAGAGGAUUUCGCCCCGAAGCCUCCGCUGCCACGUGCGCCACCUUCGCCUACCUAUUCUUCGAUAUUGCCAGCUCGUUGCACCUCGCGAUCCGUCUCCCCCUCCUCCUCUUCUCCUCCACCCUUGUCGACACCGCGCUGCAGGCUAGCUUCUGA